This is a messenger RNA of Phoenix dactylifera (date palm), 1487 nucleotides long. RefSeq lists its product as uncharacterized. Gene Ontology annotation, cellular component: histone deacetylase complex. Gene Ontology annotation, molecular function: protein binding; transcription coregulator activity. Lineage: Eukaryota; Viridiplantae; Streptophyta; Magnoliopsida; Arecales; Arecaceae. The record is from RefSeq and is a predicted model, not a curated record. Gene Ontology annotation, biological process: regulation of DNA-templated transcription.
GACAGCAUUUAGUGCGCUCUCUCUCUCUCUCUCUCUCUCUUCCUCCUUCCCCUCUCUUUUUCCUCUCCCCCCGCCCCCAAAGUUCCAACAACCCCCUCCCUUUUCUCCCCCAAGUCCUCCGGUUUACUAUCUCGGAGGCUCCCAUUCCUCAGAUCUGGUGGGCUUCCGACGAAUCGGACCACGGAAUUUUUUCGGAAAGCCCCGGUUUUGCUAUAUCCGCGGCUUAAAACCUCCGCAUUUCGAAAUUUUUCCGCGAAACUAUUGCGGUUUUUAUCCGGUUCGGAGCAUUGUGGCAUGAAUUGAGUGAGAUCUGGUGGUGUUUUGUGGAUCGGCAAGUUGGAGGAGUGGAAGGAUUGGAGAGAGAUUCUGGUACUGAGCUCUAAUUUGCUUUGAUUGCAUGACAUUGGCAUAAGACGAUUUUCUGGAAGGAAUCUGGUCAGAAUGGUGAAACUAGUGCAGUAAGAGUGAUGCAGACGAGAGUAUUUUGAAGCAAAUUUGGAGAGGUAUACAAUCAGGUGCAAGGUAUAUGCAAUUAAUGGAGGCUGAGUUGUGCUCGUCACGGGCGUUGUCUCCGUCUCGGGAAGAAAGUGGAGAUGAAGAGCUCUCAGUGCUUCCCAGGCACACUAAAGUCAUUGUUACAGGUAACAACAGGACGAAGUCUGUUUUGGUUGGGCUGCAAGGUGUGGUGAAGAAAGCUGUUGGUCUUGGUGGCUGGCAUUGGCUGGUCCUUAAGAAUGGGGUCGAGGUAAAGUUGCAGAGGAAUGCUUUGAGUGUUUUAGAAGCUCCAACUGGAAAUGAGGACGACGACGACGUGGACUGUGACAACUCUUUCUGUAGUAGCUCUGACAUGGGAGAGAAAGAUAUCGAUUACAGUAGCAUAGAGUGCCAGAAACCAACAAAGCCGAGGGUUCGGCAUACCAGGCCUUGGACAUCUUCAGCGAAGUCGCCUUGGACAUCUUCAGCGAAGUCGAAGCAGAAUAACCGUGGCAUCUACAAGGAUGUCCGCUCCCAUAUUUACAAGCCUCAGACGAGGGUAAACUUGUCAAAACUCGGGACAGCCACCUUGUGGAGAUACUGGAGGCACUUCAAUCUGGUAAGCCUCAAUCCUAAUCCAUCGAAGGAACAACUGGUUAAUGGUGUGCGGCACCAUUUCCUUUCUCAGCAAUUGGACGAGAUGCAGGUUAUUGUGGGUUUCAUCCACACGGCAAAGAGGUUGAAAACCAUCUACUCUUAAGAAGGAAUAGUGGUGGAAUUGUCGUACGAUCCGAAUUGCUGUGGGCUUAUGAAAUCUGAAAGGAGAUCAUGUUCUCAUCCUUCUGGAAAUCUAUGACAUCUAAGAGCAUUAUAAGCUCAUUCACAUGUAGCACAGUUGUAUUAACCACGCUAUACACAAGGUUUUGCAGUGUACCAUCCUGCUAUCCCGCUGUGUGUUUAUAGCUAUGAUUUGGUGCAUUCCCAAGAACAAGUUGCAUGAUAUGAUUGAUGUA